Molecule: messenger RNA, 2547 nt
Organism: Linnemannia hyalina
Lineage: Eukaryota; Fungi; Mortierellomycota; Mortierellomycetes; Mortierellales; Mortierellaceae
Source: the annotation of a GenBank genome assembly
AUGCCAGAAGCAGACAACAUCGUCAAGGAGCCGCCGCGCAAACCAAACCGCAUUCGCACCUCUUCAAAAACAACUCCUCCAGGAACCAUCGACGCUGCAAUGCUCAACGGCAGCACCUCUCCUUCAACAAGAGCCCCCAUCCCUCUACCUCGAUACAACCUACGACCCGUCGUCCCCUUCGACUCUAACGAUGUCUCUCACUCUGUUUUAUCGAAAGGCCCUACAACCGACGAGUUGUUUGCAACCGCUGGACAAAGCUCUCUGCGAAAGACCGGCAUUCCCCUCGAACGAGGGAUCCCUUCUGUAGCCCCAGAAACCAGUAAUAUACCCAGGACAGCAUCCGAUAUCCCAGGACGUGCACCACUCCCUCCUCCAAAGCCAAAGCGUAUUUCCCUUGCUCCACAGCCUAAGGCGAAGCCACUGAGCUUGCAGUCGGUCCCUCUUCAGCCCAAAGUGGACAAUCCUACCCGCUCCACAUCGUCACCUGCAACAAUCCCUCCAACAGCUAACAAACCAGCAGCGCUGUCGCUAUCUGCACCGGUCAACCUAGGGAGGAUCCAAGGCAUGUCCCAGUCCCACGAGCUGCCACGACCUAAAUUCGCCUCUGCCCCUCUUGUUUCCUCGUCGCCAGUCCCACUAAAGAAACCACGAUCGACGGAACACUCAAUGGAUGGACAGCCUGUUCAAUUGGAGCAAACGCCGCAACGUACUCGACAUCCGCCCGUCUCUGCAAGUGCGAGAGCGAAAGCAGUCGUGAUUCCAACAUUGGAGAACAGUUGGGUCGAUUCGACUUUGUCGUCUUCCGGUCCAACAUCUCCAGGAACGAACCCAACAUUGCUCGGCGCACGGUCAAGAUUACGGUCUACCUCCGACGCGAAAGCCUCGACGUCAUACUCUGUGGCUUUCCCUCAGACCACUAAAACAAUGUCGCCUCCGAUAUCUACCCUUGAUGGCGGGUACUUUGGAUCGACAGACAUGAGGGGACACUCUGGAGCAUCACAGUUGCCAACCUAUCCGUCACGAAGCAAUGGAGACUACGGCGAACUCUCGGACGAUGCGCAGGAACCAGGAAGCCCGGCGGCCUCAGUUACAUUGACGGCAUCACUCCACAAGAUCCAGGCGUUGGCUCAUGAGCAGACAGAGCGGAUGAAGCAGAUCAAUUACAGCGAGAAGAAGGCGGAUCUUGCCGAUGUUGUCUAUGAGAAGAGUUCUGUGUGGAGGGCUCGAGGCGCUGAGUGGGGUGGAAUCGCAAAGAAGGCCUGGGAUGAUCGCGGCGGCAUGGGCGGUAUUGCCGGCGGGCUAACCGAUCGCUGGAAGCGUCGAGCUGAUGGGACGAAUGAGGGGCAACAGGAUUAUUCUCGACCUGGGAUCGCGGAUUACAUCUUCGGACUACCACUGGAAGAUGCUGUCAGGCUGUCCAAGAUAUCGGCGACUACUGGAGUGCCUGCUGUUAUUUCAAGGUGCAUAGAGUAUCUUGACAUCAUGGGCGUUGAGGAGGUCGGCUUGUAUCGGGUACCAGGAAGUACCUCCAACGUAGCGCGUCUAAAAGCCAUGUUUGACCACGGACACGACUAUGACUUCUUGCAGAAAGGGAAUGCGCCGCAGAACCCACACGAUGUCGCUACUCUCCUCAAGCUUUACUUCCGUGAAUUGCCAUCCCCAAUCAUUUCAUCGGAUACCAUGUUGACCUUCAACAACAUCGACUUUUCAGACGCCAAACCUCUGCACCAACAAAAACUCCAGGAUACGCUCGGCCUGCUACCACUGGAGAACUACAUCUUGCUAGGAACACUGUGUCACCAUCUUUCGAAUCUCGCCGACUAUGAGAACUGCACUAAGAUGAACAUUUCCAACCUGGGUCUUAUCUUUUGCCCGACUCUACAGAUCGGAUCGGUACUCUUCAAGAAUCUACUCGGAGGGGACGGUGGCGACGAGGAGCGUAGGAAGGGUCUAUUGGCUGUUUGGAGCGAUCUGGAGCGGAAGCACGAGGAAAUGGAGAAUCUGGAGAUGAUUAAAGACUUUGAGAUGGGUAUUCGGCUCGAGAAGGAGGAGGGGCGCCUAUCCCAUCAACAGCAGUUUGACAGAUCACAAGAAAACGACUAUAUCACCAAGGACCGACGACAAAGCUGGGAGGAAAUUGACCGUAGUCAACUUGAGACGGCGACGACGACGACGCACCACUCCAGAGUCGGAUCGGACCCGCGGCGGAACGGAAAAGUGAUUCUCUCGCCUGACACCACCCUCGGAUCCAAUAGUUAUCUGUCACUCCCCACCAAGACGGCCAAACCUGCCGAGACGACGUUUGAUCUUUACGACGAACUAAUGACCAAGGAGAUAGACGAGGCCACCAGCACGCCGCUCAUAGAUUUCUUGGUGGACGACGACGGUGAGUCGGAACAAGCGCAGUCAAGGUGGCGCAGACAUGCGCGCGAACCGGCGACGAAUACACGUACUCAGAGCCAGCCUGCUCGUAGUUCGAUGACGGCGACAACAACGACGAACACGACACGACAUGAACGAGUACCAGCAGUGUCUGUUCGAUAUUAA